AUGCCUCCCAAACCUGUCAUUAUCGACCAUGAUGGUGGCCACGACGACCUGGUUGCACUGGCACUACUGCUGGGAAAUCCGGAGGCAGUGAAGGUGAUCGGCUGCAUUGUCACGGACGCCGACUGCUUCGUGGACCAAGCAUUCAGCGUCUCGGGUAAGUUGAUGGCCAUGAUGCACGCCAGGAAAGCAACGGGACUUUUCCCGGUCGCGAAGACGUCCUUCAAAGGGGUCAAUCCAUUCCCGUCGGAGUGGCGGUGGAGCUCAAAGAACAUGGAUGACCUGCCGUGCGUCAAUAUUCCCGAGCAUGUGGCCAUCUGGGAAGCCGUGCGGGACGAGAACGAUGCACUGGUGGGAGAGGAGGCUAUGGCUCAACUGGUGAUGUCCUCCCCGGAGAAGGUGACUAUCUGCGUGACCGGGCCGUUGUCAUGCGUAGCGUGGUGCAUCGAGAAGUAUGGCGAGGAGUUCUGCAAGAACGUGGAGGAGUGCAUCAUCAUGGGUGGCGCAGUCGACGUGAAGGGCAACGUUUUCAUCGACCGCCGUACCGAUGGCAGCGCGGAGUGGAACAUCUUUUGGGAUCCUGCGGCGGCCAAAACGGUGCUCAUGUGCCCGCACCUCAAGAAGGUCAUAUUCUCGCUCGACUCAACCAACUCAGUGCCGGUGACGUCAGAAGUGGUGCAGAAGUUCGGUGCACAGAACAAGUAUCUACUGUCCCAGUUCGUCGGCUCUGCUUGGGCAAGCUGCACACACUUUGAGCUGGUUCGCCCCAAUGACGGGUACUACGCGUGGGACGUGCUGACGGCCGCGUAUGCCAUUGAGCGGAGGUUGGCGGAAGUGGAGGCUGUUUCGCUUGAGGUGGUGGUGGAAGCGAACGCUCCAAACGAAGGGCAGACCCGGCGAGCAGCUGAGGGUGCUGCCACAGGAAACAUCUACGUCGCAAAGAAUACAAAGGCGGAUAUGUUCUAUCGCAUGGUGAUGGAUAGUGCUCGCUGCUGCCCAGAGUAG
Molecule: messenger RNA, 1002 nt
Organism: Leishmania mexicana MHOM/GT/2001/U1103
Lineage: Eukaryota; Euglenozoa; Kinetoplastea; Trypanosomatida; Trypanosomatidae
Exons: 1
Coding region: 1-1002 (333 amino acids)
Biological process (GO): purine nucleoside catabolic process
Cellular component (GO): cytosol
Molecular function (GO): purine nucleosidase activity
Source: RefSeq, a predicted model, not a curated record